This is a messenger RNA of Aureobasidium namibiae CBS 147.97, 3387 nucleotides long. RefSeq lists its product as uncharacterized. Gene Ontology annotation, biological process: protein polyubiquitination; ubiquitin-dependent protein catabolic process. Bases 1 to 3387 code for a protein of 1128 amino acids. The transcript has a single exon. Gene Ontology annotation, molecular function: protein binding; ubiquitin protein ligase activity. The record is from RefSeq and is a predicted model, not a curated record. NCBI's taxonomy places the organism in Eukaryota, Fungi, Ascomycota, Dothideomycetes, Dothideales, Saccotheciaceae.
AUGUACCAGUCAUUCACAGGAGCAUCGCGCCGACCACGUCAGGUCAACCUCUCCGGGAAGAAUGCGAACCCUUUCGCUGCCAGCAAUCCGCUAGCUGGUCCCCAGAGCGCCGUCCAGAACGCUCACCAAGACCGACAACAACGACAGAAGCAACGCCACCAACUAAACGCCGCAAAGACGCUUCAAAGAGUUUGGAGAGGUCACAAUGCGAGGACAAAGACAAAGGAUGCAUGGCGCAAGCAGUGGGAUGCUACACCUGCCGCCGACGUGGAUGCCAUACAACGCCUAAACCUACUGCUGCUGUUCUUCUCGCCCUCCAACGACGCCGAUGUCCAACGCCUCAUUACCUUUGUCUCGCAUCACUCGCUCGACACGACUGCCUCGAAUCACCAUUUACGCCUGGAGAAGGCCUGUUUAGGAGCCUUAUCACAACCGAAGCCACACCGUAUCAACGACGUCCUUACAGUCCUGUCUUUUCUGGCCACCGCCAUACCCCACGAGACCGGCCAAAUCUCGAACCACUACUAUGCCACCCUCUCAAAACUACCACAGUCGACACAUACAAGCUUCCUCCAAGCUGUCGCGGCUCCUCUCAACUCACAACUCCUGGCCGCCUACCAAGGCUUCGCCGCUGCUUACCUCACCACUCCUCUCGAUCCAACCACCCUCCAUUCCCUGGCGUCCAUUCUCGACUUCUCCAAACUCGCUCAAGCUAUAUCAAAUAUCACUACAACCCACACCCUGGAUACAAGACGUCGUCUGUGGCUUCUUGGCCAGUUUAUAUAUUUCAAGCCCGAGACCAAUCCUGCUUCGCACUAUGUGUCAGUUGUUGCCCAAAUGCUUUCGUCCCUGGCCGAGAUUAUCGCUCCAGAGGCUCCUGCCCUGGACAUGACAAACAAAGACUAUGACCGACUGGUCCUGGCAACGAAUCCCACUCGUGUUCAGCUUAACAGCUUCCUGAAAGAACAGCUCUCACGCUUGGUUGAUAGAGACGCAAUCAGCUCCCUGGUACCAAGACCGCUUGCUCCUUCAGACAUGUCCAUGCCAGAAGAUACAUCGGAUUCCCAACUAUUGGCCAGUUAUGCCUUAAUAUUGCUCCGUAUCUUUCCCCUACGCGCUGACGAUAUCCGCAUGUGGCUCUAUGUCGGUCCAUUAGAUCAGGCCUUUCGAGAGGACACCAUUCCUGCCAUUCUCUUCUUCUGGAAAGGUAUGCGCUCAACAUCCAUCUUUGCAAACAUCUACAAAGACCCUCGAGCUGCUGUCGAACUCCUCAAAGCGCCAAAGUCAUCGAUAUCUUCUUGGAAACCUCCUGGAUAUGAGGCUGAGCAACUCAAGAAAAACGAAGAAUGGCGUGUCAUCCUCAUCUUCCUUGAGCUAUACACGUUUGUGCUGAAGAUUACCGACGAUGAAGAAUUUCUCGGUGCAAAAUCGGGCACGAAUUCGCGGGACAGCAAAAAUGCACUUCCCGUCGAGGAUCUAAAGGACCUGACCGUCUUCCUGAAGAACCUUGGCUUUUCCAUGUACUUCAACUCCCAGGAAAUAUCCGAAUCGUUUGAUCCAAGUCUCGAAGCCCUGAGUACGACCAGCUUGAGUCGUCAUUUUGGCGGUAAAUCAAGUGCUGUCGAAUCCGUGGCUGAAGCCGUGCCACAGACCAUCUCGGUCGCAGGCACCGUUGGUAUGAGUCUUGACUAUGUGAAGGGUCUAGUUACCGGGUUGCUCCGCGCUGUCUAUGAGCGAGAUUCGAGAAGAAACUUCUUGCCCAAGGGACACUGGUUGAUGACAUCUCGAUUGGACAUGGACAACUUCAAAGCCGCCGUAGUCGGUGAAGAUGACCGAAGGCAACAGCUACAGUUACAGGCUAGUGAGGAAGACGGCGAACCUGCUGAAUCUGAUGCAGAUUGGAACGAGGCCGACAACAUCUCCAUGAAUCCAUCACAACGAAACUAUCGUCGUCAAAGCCGGCAAGCGAGCACAACACGCUAUCUGCAGUCCGUUGCUCCCCGAUUGGAAAUCCUACAGAACAUGCCGUUCAUGAUUCCCUUCGAAACGAGAGUUGAGAUCUUCCGCGAAUUCGUCCGACUGGACAUGGUCAGACGAAGAUUUGGUCACCCGGACCCGGAACUCUGGCGCCACAGAAUAGCGUUCGGGUCGUUAGGUGGUUCCGGCGGGCCGUCCGAACUCGGAAAGCAUCAUGCAAGCAUUCGUCGCAAGAACGAAUUCGAGGAUGCGUUCAAGCAGUUCUACAGUCUUGGUGAGAAGCUAAAAGAGCCGAUCCAGAUUACCUUCCUCGAUGAGUUUGGUCUACAGGAAGCAGGUAUCGAUGGUGGAGGUGUUACGAAGGAGUUUUUGACCAGCGUCACCACGGAAGCCUUCAACCCUGAGAAGCUCUAUUUCACAGAGAACAGCCAACACUCUCUGUAUCCCAAUCCGACCAGCGUCGAAGUCCACAAAGAGAUGUUGCGAAUGACAGGAUUCCCCGAUGAUACAGAAGAGCAUCGAGAGGUGAUACGAGAUCUCUUACAACGUUAUGAGUUCUUGGGUCGCGUUGUAGGAAAGUGUCUCUACGAAGGCAUUCUCAUCGACAUCAACUUCGCCAGCUUCUUCCUCAGCAAAUGGGCCUUGUUCGGAGGUACCAACAACGCAUCGAGAGAAUCCGCAUACAAAGCUUCAGUCAACGAGCUACGUGAUCUCGACGAAGAACUCUACCAAGGACUCAUGAGCUUGAAGCAUUACCCGGGCGAUGUCGCAGAAUGGGGCACUUACUUUGCAGUCAACAACACAAUCACCCUCCCCAACGGCCAAACCAAAACCAUGGAGCACGAACUCAUCCCCAACGGCGCAAACACACUUGUCAACCGCGGAAACCGCCUCGUCUACAUCGCAAAAGUAGCCCAAUACCGUCUUUCGGUGCAAUCACACCUCCAAACUACCGCCUUCCUCACCGGCCUCUCUGCCAUCAUCCAACCAUCCUGGCUCAACAUGUUCAACCAAAAGGAACUUCAGACCCUCAUCGGCGGCGCUGCUUCCAACAUCGACGUCUCAGACCUACGCGCCAACACCCACUACAACGGCGUCUAUGAAAUUGGCACCGAUGGCCAGGAACAUCCCUCUAUCCAACUGUUUUGGCAAAUCAUGCUCGAGCUUCCUGACGCCGACAGACGCAAAGUGCUCAAGUUCGUCACGAGUACGCCUAGAGCACCGCUUCUGGGUUUCGGGUCGUUGAAUCCGAGAUUUACGAUCAGAGACUCUGGUGAUGAUGAGAAGAGGUUUCCGACGGCGAGUACGUGUGUCAAUCUGCUCAAGUUGCCGAGGUUCAAGAGUAAAGAGGCGUUGAGGGAUAAGUUGUUGUACGCGGUCAAUUCUGGUGCUGGGUUUGAUCUGAGUUAG